This is a messenger RNA of Anopheles aquasalis, 507 nucleotides long. Its product is annotated as anaphase-promoting complex subunit 15. NCBI's taxonomy places the organism in Eukaryota, Metazoa, Arthropoda, Insecta, Diptera, Culicidae. Gene Ontology annotation, biological process: regulation of mitotic cell cycle spindle assembly checkpoint. The record is from RefSeq and is a predicted model, not a curated record. Gene Ontology annotation, cellular component: anaphase-promoting complex.
CGGCCGACAGAAAAUUUGCUGUUUUGAAGACGAUUGCGGACGAAGUUCGAAAUGUUUCCCUUCUUUCCCUCGCUGCAACCUUCGACGACAUACAACUUUUGGUUUUCCGUAAACGAUGCGUACGAUGACGAUACGGAGGUGAGCGCGAUGGAAUCGGAGCACCAGGAAUGGAUGAACCGGGUUGCACUGAUCGGACUGGACCUAACACCCAUCGGUAAAAGCUCCAGCGAACAGAUGGAAAACAUGGAUGAAGAUGAGGAUGCGAACGAUGAAAGUGAUGACACGGAUAAUUCGGACGAGGAUGACGACGAUAUGGAUGACAUGAACGGACGCGAUAACCUUCCGGAUCCCAUCGAUGAGGCGCCAGGAUACGUGGUUGACGAUGAACUUUAAGCGAGAUCUUGGAUUUGGCGACUAAAGUUGCGUGUUUAAUGUUUUGUAUCAAAUCAUUAUUUACGGAAAGUCUCGGUACUUUGAAAUGGGAAAUAUACUACAAUAAUAUUCAAA